AGCUGCAGUAGAAACUGCAAUCAAAGCUGAAACGCAGCAGCUAUCUCUACAAUUUAAUCCUAUCCUCUUCUUCAACAUCAACCUAUGCUUAAAAAAUCGAACCUCUACAAUUUUUUUUCCAUCAAGAAAAAAAAGCUUAAAUAAACCAAGCUUUUGAAUCCAUACAGAAGAAAAGGAAAAAAGAAAACCGAAUCAUUUUUCUUGUCGAGGCUAAAGAUGCCUCUGAAAUGUGGAGGGAAAUACGAAACAGAGAAUCGGGAAACACCCGACCUAUUUCCUUCACGAAUCGGAUUAAAUCAAACCGGAUCUCUAAUCUCCGGCUCUCUAAUUACAAAGAAAUCGUUUCUCCUCACAGAGGAUCCAUCAACUCUCUUCAGGUUGAUUUAACAGAGGGAAGAUAUUUAUUAUCCGGUGCAUCGGAUGCAUCUGCUGCAGUUUUCGAUGUUCAGCGACCUACAUAUUUUGACGACGUUAUAUCUAAGCACAAGUGCUUGUUUGUUAUCGAUAAGCAGCAUGAAACGGCACAUAAAUAUGCCGUUUCUUCUGCUACUUGGUAUCCCGUCGAUACUGGACUCUUCGUUACAGGCUCUUACGAUCAUUAUAUUAAAGUUUGGGAUACUAAUACCACUCAGGUAGUGGUGGACUUUAAGUUGCCUGGAAAGGUUUAUAGAACUGCCAUGUCAGCUUUGGCAACAACUCACAUGCUUAUAGCUGCUGCUAGCGAGGAUGUUCAAGUUAGACUUUGUGAUAUUGCUUCUGGUGCUUUUUCUCACACACUAUCCGGUCACCGUGACGGUGUUAUGGCGGCCGAAUGGUCUAAGUCGAGCGAGUGGGUUUUGGUUACUGGGGGAUGUGAUGGCGCUAUUCGAUUUUGGGAUAUCAGGCGUGCUGGAUGUUUUCGAGUUUUAGAUCAGUCUCAGUCUCAGCUUGGGAGACGCCCUCCGGUCCCCUCACAUUCUAAUACUAAUAAUAAGGGUUCAUUAAGGACCUUACCAGUAGGUCAAUGUUUAUCUUCAAAAUCAAGGGCAUCGCAGAAGAAAUCAACUAGUGGGAAUGGAAUUAAGCAAUCUCCACUUGGUCGAAGUCCAGCCAAGGGACCUGUCAAGCAGAGAUUACAUCCUGGGAUGUUGUCUAGUCAAGAUCGAGCCACUGCCCAUUAUGGUGCUGUUACUGGUCUUAAAUUAACUGAAGAUGGAAUGUAUCUUCUAAGUGCAGGAUCAGAUUCAAGAAUGAGGUUGUGGGACGUUGAAUCUGGCUGCAACACACUUGUGAACUUUGAAACCGUUCGUCUCCAAAGUAGCAAAGCGAUUCAAUUGGCCACAACCCAAGAUUCAUCCUUAGUAUUUGUCCCAUGCAUGACAGCUGUAAAAGCAUUUGAUGUUUGGUCGGGUAACACUUCCAUGACAUUCCGUGGCCAUUAUGAAUAUGUGAACUGCUGCUGGUAUAAUUCAGAAGAUCAGGAAAUGUACACGGGUGGCAAUGAUCGACAAAUUUUAGUCUGGUCUCCUCCCAAAUUGAUCGACAUGGACACAGGACCAGCUGAGGAUCAGGACAACUGGAGUGAUUGACAUCUGCUGCUAUGUCUUUUUUGCCCCAGGCAGCAAUUAACAGAGACUACAGAAAGUGAGUUCAAGAUUUAUCGACUAAUUUGCCGCGGACAGCUGGAUCAUCCAAGCUUUGAUCUUGCAGAAUGGACCUCUCUAAGAAUUUCUGGCACAAGACUGUACCUUGGAAAACCAGAACAGGAUAAUCUGAAUUUGCUUUUUUAUCACCAUCUGUCAUGACUGAGAAUCCGAAAGAUUUUGUCCAUGUCUCAAGCGUGCUAUCUGCAGCAGGUAGAACUAACUUCUCCACUCGUAAGUUCGUAAGUUGCCUCUCGAGCUCAUUCAUUAAUAUUCUGCACA
Messenger RNA from Mercurialis annua (annual mercury), 1904 nucleotides. Its product is annotated as WD repeat-containing protein ATCSA-1. The coding region runs from base 228 to 1568 and encodes 446 amino acids. The transcript has 10 exons. Lineage: Eukaryota; Viridiplantae; Streptophyta; Magnoliopsida; Malpighiales; Euphorbiaceae. Gene Ontology annotation, biological process: proteasome-mediated ubiquitin-dependent protein catabolic process; transcription-coupled nucleotide-excision repair; protein polyubiquitination. Gene Ontology annotation, molecular function: protein binding. The record is from RefSeq and is a predicted model, not a curated record. Gene Ontology annotation, cellular component: nucleotide-excision repair complex; Cul4A-RING E3 ubiquitin ligase complex.